AUGCCGCUGUGCCGCCCAGUAGCAACAGGCCAAGGCGCACGGCGGUGCGGAAUGCUGCGGCCGCUGAUGCCGCCGCGGGUGGCGGUGGAUCGGAGCGUUUUCCUCCCUGCCCUAGUUUCCGACACCGCAUUCCGCCAGUCGCUUUGGCCAGCCCAGUUUCUAAGCCGUUCUAACCAGCGGCAUCCCCGUCGCGCCCCGAUCUUCGUCGCGCAAGACGCUGCGCCGAAGCUGCUGCUGGUUUCCGCGAGUCC
Molecule: messenger RNA, 251 nt
Organism: Closterium sp. Naga37s-1
Lineage: Eukaryota; Viridiplantae; Streptophyta; Zygnematophyceae; Desmidiales; Closteriaceae
Source: the annotation of a GenBank genome assembly